AUUCCUCAACCCUCAAAACUACCAAGAUGGCUGAGCAGACCGAGAAGGCUUUCCAGAAGCAACAGUUGUUCCAGAACGCCAAGUCUAAGGGCGGCAAGAAGAUUGCCACCAAGACCAAGCGAUGGUACAAGGACGUCGGUCUCGGCUUCAAGACCCCCAGCGAGGCCAUCAACGGUACUUACAUCGACAAGAAGUGCCCCUUCACCGGUGAAGUCUCUAUCCGAGGCCGAAUCCUCAACGGUAUUGUGCACUCUACCAAGAUGACCAACACCAUCAUCAUCCGACGAGAGUACCUCCACUUCAUCCCUAAGUACCGCCGAUACGAGAAACGACACAAGAACCUCGCUGCCCACUGCUCUCCCGCUUUCCGUGUCGAGGUUGGUGACCAGGUUACCGUUGGUAAGUACAGCUUGGUACAUUGUGGGAUCUCACUAAUGUCUACAAUCAGGCCAAUGCCGACCUCUCUCCAAGACUGUCCGAUUCAACGUCCUCCGUGUGUCCAAGAACAAGGCCGCGAAGGGUUUCGCCAAGUUCUAAGAAGCUUGACGAGUUUGGGUCUGGUAGUUUGGGGCGGUAGUGUGUAUCAUUGAUGCAUGGCAUAUCUAGGAAAUGGUUAUCGUGGGAUGUUGGGACGGGUUGGAGUCUGGGGAUGUGCCGUUUGGGCUGGCCAUCUGACUAGUGCUACUGCUUGUACACCGUUCCAGAAAAGAGGUCGCUGGUUGCAAUAAUCAUAACACAAGACAUUUGAGUCCUCUGGCCCGUCCGCGCAUUUUUGGGAAGGAUACUCUGCCCUCGCUGCAUCAAGAUUACCGAGUACACUUAACACAUAAUCUACCACCAUCAUGCCCACGCUGGGUCUAUCGUAAACAUCUUGCGGGUACAUCACUUGGCCAUGACUUGAUGACGGACUCAUGGCAGCGGUCCACGUAGCGGCGCUCGCCGUCCUCAUGUAACCGCAACGACAAAGACGUGCACAUA
Messenger RNA from Cryptococcus amylolentus CBS 6039, 978 nucleotides. Its product is annotated as 40S ribosomal protein. Gene Ontology annotation, molecular function: structural constituent of ribosome. Gene Ontology annotation, cellular component: ribosome; cytosolic small ribosomal subunit. Gene Ontology annotation, biological process: translation. The transcript is spliced from 4 exons. The coding region runs from base 27 to 590 and encodes 187 amino acids. The record is from RefSeq and is a predicted model, not a curated record. Lineage: Eukaryota; Fungi; Basidiomycota; Tremellomycetes; Tremellales; Cryptococcaceae.